AUGUCUGCACCAAAUCAUGAAACCCAGCCAUACAAGCCGCCCUCCAAAUCCUUUUGGAAAGGCAAGGCCAAGGCCGUCACCGACGACUUCGACGACCUCUUCCCCCGCAUCACCUACCGCCACCUGCACUCGACCACCCUCGGCGUGCGCGACCCGCUCCGGGUCGUCGCGCUCUGCGACUCGGAUGCCUUCUACGCCGCGUGCGAGCGCGUCCGCCUCGACCUCGACCCCGCCCUCCCGCUCGUCGUGCAGCAGUGGGAGGCGCUCAUCGCGGUCAACUACCCCGCGCGCGCGUUCGGGAUCUCGCGCAUGGACAACGUCCGCGACGCGCGCAAGCGCUGCCCCGCGCUCCGCGUCGUCCACGUCGCGACGUACAAGGAGGGCGAGCCCGAGCCCGGGUACUGGCCCGACCCGGACACGCGCACGCACAAGGUCUCGCUCGACCACUACCGGCGCGAGAGCAUGAAGAUCAUCCAGAUGUUCAAGGACGGGCUGCCCGGCGGGGAGGUCGAGAAGGCGUCGAUCGACGAGGCGUUCAUCGACUUCACGCGGCCGGUGCGCGAGGAGAUGCUCAGGCGGUAUCCGUACCUCGCCACGGUGCCUCCGGAUGCGCCGGAGGGACUCGACAGCCCUUUGCCGCCGCCCCCGCCGAUCUCGUGGGGCGGCUUGGGGAGCGUCGUGCCCGUGGACCCGCCGAAGGACCCACCGACCACUGAGUCGGACGGGGAGGUCGCAAAAGAGGAACAAGGUGGGGAGGAACCCGCGGACGAAGUUGGGGCGGAAGACGAGGACCAGCAUUCCAGCGCGGAAGAGGACGACGAGCAUGUCACUUGGCAUGAUGUCGCACUGUCCAUUGCUGCAGAAUUCAUGCUUCGAAUACGAGAAGACAUUCGAGACAAGCUGGGCUAUACUACUUCUGCGGGCCUAGCACGGAACAAGUUCCUCGCCAAGGUUCUCACGGCGUCGUACAAGAAGCCCAUGAGCCAGACUAUACUGCGCAAUGCUGCCAUACCCAAUUACCUUAGACCGAUGCCAUUCCAGAAAAUCAGGUUUUUGGGUGGAAAACUCGGCAAGGCCCUCGCAGAAGAGUACGAUGUGUCCACAGUUGGCGAUCUACUGACCAUUGACCUCGAGGAGAUGCAACGCAAGUUCGGGGAGGAGUCAAUCUGGGUCUAUGAGAUCCUGCGGGGAAUUGACAGAACAGAAGUCAAGGAAAAGUCUGUGGUGAACAAGAGCAUGAUGGCAUCCAAGAAUCUGGCGACGCCCGUUACAAAGGCAACCGAUGGACACCAUUGGGUUCGUGUACUGGCUGCGGAGCUCGCGCUUCGUCUAAAUGAAGCGCGAGACAACAAUCCAGCACUGUGGCCGAAGACUAUCGUUCUCCACGUGCGCAAAGGGUAUGAUACUUCGAAGUCUAAGCAGACGCCGUUUCCCUUUACGAAGAGCGUCACAGUCGAUGCGAUUGCUUCAUUCGGUAACAAGCUUUGGGACGAGCUCGUCGGUACUCGUGGAUCAACUCCGUUCAAGAUCACAAACGUGUCAUUGGGGUUCUCCGGGAUCGGUAUCAUGGAAGCAGGCCAACGGACCAUUGAAGGCUUCCUCACUGCUCGCAAUGCAUCGGACGACCAACAGUCGCUUGCCGUCACUGCGAGUGAUGCAGUUCGUUCGCCAGCAAAACGCCCACGAUUGUCCUCCGACCACGAAGAGCGCCCGGCAAGUCGGGCCAAGGACUCGAGCUCAAGUCGGAGCGCCGCCGCCGCCGCCGCUGCGACGAACCCCCUGAACGCUAGCGUGAAGCAGGACCAUUCGCGCGCACCCGGCUCGGACCGAUGGGCGUUCGUCUGCGACAAGUGCGGGGCGGUUAUACGGGUGCCCAACGGUGAACGGGGGGGAUCAGAUGCGGCAGUUGAUGCGAGGGGCAGUUCUGGCACCGUGGACGGUGGCGCAGGAGGGGAGGAGCGCAUGCUUGACGACGCGAUCAGGGAGGAGAUGCUGGCUGCGCUCCGACUCGAGCACGCUGAUUUCCACUUCGCGCAGGAGCUCGCGGCGGUGGGCGACGUCGGCGCUCCGAAGCGCGUCAUCCGGCCGUCAGAGCGACCGACAGUGCCGACAGCGAAGAAGAGGAAGGGCGGCCAGGGUGCGGGGGCGAAGACGAAGGCGACGGCGGGAGACGGGGGCAUCGCGAGGUUCUUCAGCAAACGGUGA
Molecule: messenger RNA, 2205 nt
Organism: Epithele typhae
Lineage: Eukaryota; Fungi; Basidiomycota; Agaricomycetes; Polyporales; Epitheliaceae
Product: DNA/RNA polymerase
Exons: 11
Coding region: 1-2205 (734 amino acids)
Biological process (GO): response to radiation; error-prone translesion synthesis
Cellular component (GO): replication fork; site of double-strand break; nucleus
Molecular function (GO): damaged DNA binding; DNA-directed DNA polymerase activity
Source: RefSeq, a predicted model, not a curated record